GUUCAGUGGGAAAAUUUUGUCUACAAAACUUGGGUUGUCUGAAAUGCUAGGAAUUACUGAAGUUCCAAACAGGUUCUUAAUCGAUAAAAUAAAAUCUACUAAUAUUAUAUGGUGGUCUCAGGAAAAGUGAGUGAAUAUUUUUCCUUUGUGAUCCAUCUUCCCUGUAGCAAAGUACUGGGGCUUGAGUGGCUGCUGAAUAAUACUCCGUUUGUUACUGGUGGUUCGCUGGUGAACUCCAGAGGAAACAUAAAAGUGGUUCCCUAAUGGACGUUCAGUUUUGUGCAAUUCCAUGUUUUUCUGUAAGGCGGCUAGAGAAAGGACAGCAUUAGCUCCGAUGAAUUGGGCAAUGCAUCUCCCUAAAGACUUUGGCCGCCUGCGCAAGGUGUCCGAGUGCAAGGCAGCGGCGGGCAGCGCUCGGCGCCUGCAGUGCCGGGCGGAGGCUGCGGGCGCCGCUGUUGACCGAGAGGAGCGAGAGGAAGCUCGGAGCGCGGCAGCCCCGCCCGCUGCGGACCCGCUCGAUCGCUCGCUCGCUCGGGGUCUGGCUCGGCGGCGGCCGGUGUGCGAGCCUGCCCGAGGAACGGACCCGGGCAGUCUACAACGAGACGGAAGGACCGGCAGCAGAAGCCGGGAGCACAGAGCCGGAGCCUGAGUGGAACAAGGAGGAGGAUCUGCAGUCGGAGGCGGGGAAUAGCCGGCCGCGGUGCGGUGCCGCGGCGGAGAUGUGCGCGGCGGGGAGGCGCUGGGGCCGGCGGCAGCGAGCUCUGCUCGGGGCCGUCCUGCUGGCGGUGUGGCAGGCGGCGUGGGGGCAGCUGCGCUACUCGGUGCCCGAGGAGAUGCCCAAGGGCUCGUUCGUGGGCGACGUGGUCAAGGACCUGGGGCUGCAGCUGACGGAGAUCCGCGACCGCGGCGUUCGCAUCUUGGACAAAGGUAGGACGCAGUAUUUCGCUCUGCACGGGAAGACGGGACAUUUAGUGACGGCGGAGAGGAUCGACAGAGAGCAGCUGUGCGAGAGUGUUCAGCAAUGCGUGCUGCGCUGUGAGCUGAUAGUGGAGGGACAGAUGCAGGUUUACCGAAUAGAAGUGGAAAUCACGGACAUUAACGACAACUCCCCCAGCUUUCGAGAGGCAGAAACAGAGCUGAAAAUUAUAGAAACCACAGCGUCGGGAUCGCGGUUUCACCUUCCAGACGCUCAUGAUCCUGACUCGGGCCGUAAUUCCCUGCAGAGCUACGAGCUGAGCGGCGACGAGCACUUCUCGCUGGCCGUGCAGGCGGGCCCCGGCGGCGAUCAGCGUCCCGAGCUGGUGCUGGCCAAGGCGCUGGACCGGGAGGAGGCGGCGUUUCACGAGCUGGUGCUGAGGGCGAGGGACGGCGGCGAUCCGGCACGGACGGGCACGGCUCGGAUCCGCGUGACCGUGGUGGAUGUGAACGACAACGCGCCCGUGUUCAGCCAGGCGGAGUACACGGUGCGAGUGCCCGAGGACGUGCCCGUGGGCUCUGUCCUCGUCACCGUCACGGCCACGGACGCCGACGAAGGGCUGAAUGGUCAUGUGAAAUACUCGUUUAAGAAAAUCACAGGAAAAGCCUCGCAGAUUUUUCAGGUGGAUGCCGACACAGGAGCGAUUACACUGACCCGUAACCUAGACUUCGAGGACGUCGAAUCCUACGAACUGGAGAUACGGGUUCGAGAUGAUGGGGACCUUUCUGAUAUAGCAAAAGUCGUGAUCACUGUCACCGACGUCAACGACAAUGCCCCCGAACUCACAGUGUCGUCGGCCCUGAGUGAGAUUUCUGAGGAUGCCCCGUCCGGGGCGGUGGUAGCCCUGCUGCACGUGCAGGACCGGGACUCGGGGGCCAAUGGCCAGGUGCGCUGCUCGAUCGACAAAGACAUUCCAUUCCGGCUGGAGAAGUCCUAUGAGGACUACUACCGUGUGGUGACAGCGAGCGAGCUGGACCGGGAGCAGGUGUGGGAGUACAACGUGACGGUGCGGGCGGCGGACGGCGGGUCGCCGUCGCUGCAGAGCAGCGCAGUGCUGGCGCUGCGGGUGCUGGACGUGAACGACAACGCGCCGGUGUUCUUGGAGGAGCGCUACAGCGCGCGGCUGGCGGAGAACAACGCGGCGGGCGCGCUGGUGCUGACGGUGCGCGCCACGGACGCGGACUGGGGGCAGAACGCGCGCGUGCGCUACCGGCUGGCGGAGGGGCGGGUGCGGGGCGCGCCGCUGUCGUCGUACGUGUCGGUGCAGGCGGAGACGGGCGCGCUGUACGCGCUGCGCUCCUUGGACUACGAGCAGGUGCGCGAGCUGCAGCUGUGGGUGCGGGCGGAGGACGGCGGCGCGCCGGCGCUGAGCAGCAACGUGUCGGUGCGGCUGCUGAUCGUGGACGAGAACGACAACGCGCCGCAGGUGCUGUACCCGCCGGCGGGCGCAGCGGCGGGCUCGGGCGCGGCGUGGUCGGGCGUGGAGCUGGCGCCGCGCCGGUCGGAGGCCGGCGCGCUGGUGGCCAAGGUGGUGGCGGUGGACGCGGACGCGGGGCAGAACGCGUGGCUGUCCUACGAGCUGGCCAAGGCCACGGAGCCGGGGCUGUUCCGCGUGGGGCUGCACAGCGGCGAGGUGCGCACGGCGCGCUCGCCGCUGGCCCGCGACGCGGCGCGCCACAGCCUGGUGGUGCUGGUGCGGGACCACGGGCGGCCGGCGCUCUCGGCCACGGCCACGCUGAGCGUGGUGCUGGCCGAGAGCGUGGCCGAGCUGCUGGCCGAGCUGGGCAGCGCGGCCGACGAGGCGGCGGCGCCGGGCGAGCCGGCCGCCAGCCUGACGCGCUGGCUCGUGCUGGCCGUGGCCGCCGUGUCGUGCCUCUUCGUGGCCUUCCUGCUGCUGCUGCUGGCGCUGCGCCUGCGCCGCUGGCACCGCCAGCACCUGCUGCCGGCCGACAGCGGCGCCCUGCGCGGCGUGCCCGUGUCGCACUUCGUGGGCAUCGACGGCGUGCGCGCCUUCCUGCAGUCCUACUCGCACGACGUGUCGCUCACGGCCGACUCGCGCAAGAGCCAGCUGCGCUUCUCGGCCGCCAGCUGCUGCGACACCCUCCCGGCCCGCCCGCCGCCCGACGAGCCCGCGCCGCUGCUCGGGGACCAGGACCCCGCCGGCGCCCUGCCCGCGCCUUCUGCCCCUCCCUCGAGCACCCGACAGCACAUCCGAGACAGAAAGGCCUCGGGGUGGCCUCAGUCGGGAGCUGGUGGCGGUGCGGGCAGGCGGGAGAGCCCCGGGGCCGGUGCCGCCGCUGAGCCCCGCCCAAAGCCGGGCCCCCCUGAGCGCGGCGCUUCGGCGGCUGCAGUGGCGCGGCGGCGCCUCCGGGUGUCGCUGUUGGCCGCCGCCGAGCGGCGCUGGAGCCGCCGCCGCCGCCGCCGCAGCGUCCUGCCCCCGCAGGCUGCUCGCUCGCCCGGCGCCGGCCACAGCGGCAGCGGCACCGCCGCCAGCAGCAGCGGCGAGAGGCGGCGAGAGGCGGCGCGGCGAGCUCGCAGCCUUUGA
Molecule: messenger RNA, 3521 nt
Organism: Passer domesticus (house sparrow)
Lineage: Eukaryota; Metazoa; Chordata; Aves; Passeriformes; Passeridae
Product: protocadherin gamma-A10-like
Exons: 2
Coding region: 720-3521 (933 amino acids)
Biological process (GO): homophilic cell-cell adhesion
Cellular component (GO): plasma membrane
Molecular function (GO): calcium ion binding
Source: RefSeq, a predicted model, not a curated record